Molecule: messenger RNA, 2199 nt
Organism: Eleginops maclovinus (Patagonian blennie)
Lineage: Eukaryota; Metazoa; Chordata; Actinopteri; Perciformes; Eleginopidae
Gene: cabp2a
Product: calcium binding protein 2a
Exons: 7
Coding region: 530-1249 (239 amino acids)
Biological process (GO): regulation of voltage-gated calcium channel activity
Cellular component (GO): cytoplasm
Molecular function (GO): calcium ion binding; calcium channel regulator activity
Source: RefSeq, a predicted model, not a curated record
AUAGAUACGGGAAAAACAGUUUGUGUAUGUGAGAGAGAGAUAGAAAGGGAGAGACAAAAUGAUCGAGUCAUGCAAUCAGAGCCAGAAUCUGGCAGCAGCAGGUUGCUUCAGCCCCGAUAUGACCCGGCUCUCGAACCCCACCCCGUCAAUCUCCAGCAUCCUGCUGCUUUUCCAUAAUAUCACACUACACCACAUCUCAAAUCUCGUCAUGACAGCUUCCAGCCUCCUAUACGACUUAAGGAUUUAGCACAACAUCAUAUGCCUAUACCUUGCCUCUCAUUUUGACCAAUAGGAUCUUGGAUUGUGGCAGGUGCACUGACAGGGAUCCUCAUUCGCUUCCAAGAGUAGUGGUGAAAUAUUUGGCUCACUGGUCGCGGAAGACCCCAUGGAACGCACUGGAUUGACUUUGGAUUUGGGACUUUUAUGUGACAAUUGAACAGAGAAGGACAGGAAGAGGAAAAGAGGCAAAGGUAAAGGGGAGACGUGUGAGGACAGAAGGAGGGGAGGACAGGAAGAAGAGGGCAGGGAGAUGGGAAACAUAAACAAGGCUUCUAAAAAGAAUGGUAAAAGGAAGAAGGGGGAGUCAUCUGUAGAGCGAAGCAGCUCCCCGUUGGCUGCCGCCAUGCUGGGGGGCAUGGGUGGUGCAGGUGAGCUUGACACAGAUGACGAGGACGAAGGAGCAAGCGAGCGGGACUUCGAUGAGCCUCUGUGCGCGCUGGUUCAGAACUGCAACAUGCUGCACCACCUAGUGGGGCCUGCUUGUAUCUUCCUCAGACAGGGCUUUGCACAGAGCCAGAUUGACCGAGAUCUACGACCAGAGGAAAUGGAAGAACUGCGUGAGGCAUUCAGGGAAUUUGACAAAGACAAGGAUGGCUUCAUCAGCUGUAAAGACCUUGGUGAAUGCAUGAGGACUAUGGGAUACAUGCCGACAGAGAUGGAACUGAUCGAACUCAGCCAGCAGAUCUGUGGCGGCAGAGUGGACUUUGAAGACUUUGUGGAUCUGAUGGGUCCUAAAAUGCUCGCUGAGACAGCAGACAUGAUUGGAGUCAAGGAGCUGAGGGAUGCCUUCAAAGAGUUUGACUCUGAUGGUGAUGGUCAGAUCAGCCUCGGUGAGCUGAAGGAAGCCAUGAAAAAGCUAAUGGGGGAGCAACUGAACCACCGCGAGAUCGACGAGAUCCUGCGAGAUGUUGACCUCAAUGGGGACGGAGAAGUUGACUUCGAAGAGUUUGUGCGAAUGAUGUCUCGCUGACUCACCAAACCAUUGCGCUACUGCACCAACAUGGACCGGACUGCACACUGUUUAAUUCUUCAUGAUGUACAAAGAUCUUAUUAGUGUUUGUAAUUUUCCGUUAAUUCAUCAUCUCUCAAGUAUAAGAGAAUCCAUUUGAUGUGUAACUGUUGUAUGAAUGUAAUAAUGUUUUAUCUAUUUAACAUGUACUAAAAGAUUGUAAAGUGAUAAUUCAGCACAAAGAUGGUUACCCAAAGCUUCGCUAUCAAUUUGAAUAUAUUUGAACUGUGAAUACCAUACAAGCAACAAUUUGGUUUGCAAUACAUAACAUUAGUUAAUUUGUCAGUUCACACAAAAUAUUCUUUCAAUCAAUCAAGUCAAAAUUAGAAGAGAAGUUACUUUAGGUGUCCAGUUGGCCUGUUGAGAUUUCAGAGAAUGUUUUCUUUUUGUUAUUUGGGUGAAGUGACCCUUUAAACAUGCAGUUUACUGUGAAUGAAUGAAUCUUAUUAUUACUCCUCACAAAUGUACUAUCUAAGGUCUUCCAUUCAUACAAAUAGGACUGUCAUUACUGUUGAAUAUUGUAGUUUAGAUGGCAAAAGUGACAUGGGAUUAUUUAUACACUUUUAUUGCACAAACAGCCUCAAAAAUACAUAGCAAAAACCUUUAUUCAGGACUUUUGAUAUGAUACAACCCAUAUCUGCAAAUAAAUCUUGCAGAUGUUCUAAUAUUCAGUCAACUAUCUUUUAGAUACAGAUGUGAUAAUAAUAACAGUAUUGUUUUGUUUGUGUCUGCUACACACGUCACAAACCAUGUUUCUCUGUUCAGGCAGAAAUAUACAGAAUGUCUCAAAGAACAACUUGCUUAUUUUAUGAAACUAUAUACAUGUUUAAUGUUUGUACAGUGUCAGAUCUUUUAAGAAAUGCAUUAGACAUGUUAAUGUAUUAACAAUAAAUUAGUUUAUAUUGCUCAGA